Messenger RNA from Arabidopsis lyrata subsp. lyrata, 1246 nucleotides. RefSeq names its product nudix hydrolase 24, chloroplastic. Gene Ontology annotation, molecular function: 8-oxo-dGDP phosphatase activity. NCBI's taxonomy places the organism in Eukaryota, Viridiplantae, Streptophyta, Magnoliopsida, Brassicales, Brassicaceae. The transcript is spliced from 9 exons. The coding region runs from base 16 to 1125 and encodes 369 amino acids. The record is from RefSeq and is a predicted model, not a curated record.
UUCUCCUCCAUAGAAAUGGCAUCUGGAUUUUGUUCUCUUUGUCCCACUGUCACUUCCUUAUUCUCGUCCCAAGCGCUUAUACCCACUCUACAGUGGCGUUCUAGUUCGAGUUCUAGGUCUCCUCCGGUACAUAUUACCCGCGUUUUAUCAGUUGAAACUGUUCCCAUAAGCCCCUCCUUCACCUGGAACGAUGUUUUCGAGAAUUGUCGAGCCGAGUAUGUGCCUCAAAACUCGUCCGAUCUCACCGGAUUUCUUGAGAAAGUUGACCGCUGCAAUCGUGGAUUAGAAAAGUUAGCUGAGUUCAUUCCAUUUGUUAUAGAGGAACAAAUCGUUGGUUAUAUUCACAAGGGAUUUACAAAGUACUUGAGGGACUUUCAUGAUAUCUUUACAUUUUCACAAUAUGGUGGCCAUGUAACACUUAACAUGAUGCUUAAAAAGCCUGAAGAAAGAACCAGAGCAGUUGCAAAUGUGAUCAAAAUCUUGGGUAACAGAGGAAUCAUCCCUGGAAUACGAAAUGAGCUGUAUCCUGUGAAGCCAUCGUUUAAUGCUUCGGCCUUUUUUUCUCUAGAGCGUGCUGCUGCUCCUUAUUUCGGAUUGAAGGGUUACGCAAUUCAUGUGAAUGGGUAUGUAGAAAGAGAUGGACAAAAAUUUCUAUGGAUAGGUAAGAGAAGUCUAGCGAAAUCCACUUAUCCUGGAUUGCUUGAUCAUCUGGUUGCUGGAGGAUUGUGGGAAACAAAGCCUCAUGGGAUUAGUGUUUGUGAGAAUCUGGUAAAGGAAUGCAAAGAGGAAGCUGGGAUUUCCAAAGUCUUGGCUGAUAGGGCGAUAGCGGUUGGUGCUGUUUCAUACAUGGAUAUCGAUCGGUACUGUUUCACACGUGAUGUGCUGUUUUGUUAUGAUUUGGAGCUCCCUCAAGAUUUUGUUCCCAAAAAUCAAGAUGGAGAAGUUGACAGCUUCAAGUUGAUUCCAGUAGCCCAAGUUGCUAAUGUGGUUCGGAAGACUAGUUUUUUCAAGGAUAGUUGUUCCCUUGUCAUUAUUGACUUCUUGUUUCGGCACGGGUUCAUCCGACCAGAGUCACCGGGUUACUUGGAUCUAUACCGUCGCCUGAGGAAUGGAGAUUGCUCUUAAGGAUGUUACUAUCUGAUGUUUCAAAGUAAAAGCUCACUCUAUAUAUAGACUAAUAUGAGAUACUCUGACUAUGUAAUAAUUAAGACUCAUGCAUGUAUAUAAUAUUCAGUCUGUUGAGUCA